GCUGGCGCGGGAGUCGCCGAGUCGGGGCACGGAGCGCGGCGCGCCGAGUCGCUGCGCUGCACGAAGCGGAGCCAACUCCUCGCUCAGCGCCAGAGCGCGUUUACCAUGAGCGGCAUUACCACGGCGUGAGGGUGCCACGGGAACACGGCUACCACAUCACCACCCGCUGCGAGAAGAGUACCAUGGUCGCCAUGUCCGGCUCCCUCAGGCUCGGGGUCCCCGCAGAGGGGGGUCCGGGGACCAAGGGGGCACGGAUUCGAACGGGACUGGGACAGGCUCCCCGCUCGGGCCACGUGCCACCACCCCACGAGGAGGCGGGGUCGCGCUCCCCCCCUCCCUCGUCCACCUCGUCCACCUCGUCCGCACGCUCCCCGGCGGGGCCCUCGCGGCAGGGCCCCCCCGCGGGACCGGCGAGAGGCCCCGGCGCGGAGGGAGAGGGAGGGGGACCCUCCUCGCCAGGGCCCUCCGGACCCCCCCAGGGUGGCCCCGGGAAGGUCCCCCCCGUGUGCGCGCGGUGCGGACACGAGAUCCUCGACAGAUUCCUACUCAAGGUGAGUGAGCAGUGCUGGCACGUGCGGUGCCUCGCGUGCUCCGUGUGCCACAGCCCCCUGAGCCGCCACAGCAGCUGCUUCUACCGCGACAGAGACGUCUUCUGUAAACUUGACUACCUCAGGCGCUUCGGGCGCAAGUGCUCGCGUUGCGGCCGCCACGUGCAGCCCAGUGACUGGGUGCGGCGCGCCCGCGGCCUCGUCUUCCACCUCGCGUGCUUCGCGUGCGCCGCCUGCAAGCGCCAGCUCGCCACGGGCGAGGAGUUCGGCCUGGCCGACGGCGGCCGCCUCCUGUGCAGGGCGCACUACCGCGCCUUCCUGCAACAGCAGCAGCAGGCGCAUCAUCAGCAGCAGCAGCAGCAGGGUGCAGCGCCUGGCCAAGGGCAAGGAACCGUGGCCACUUCGACCGCGGCGCCCGCCGGCCUCCUCCUCCAACACGGCGCCGUGGGGGGGCCCGAGGGGGGGGCCCUCCCCACAGGGGGCGAGGGGGAGGGGGCGCAGGGGUGGCGCCGCGUCGCUCGUGACGAGCUCGUGACGCCCUCACUGGCGAGUCGCGUGCGUCUGCCGCCUGACAAAGACGCCCCGGAUAGCCUGCAGAGACUGCUGGGGGACGUGCAGUCGAACCGGCGACCUCUGGUGUGCAAGUCCAGCGGUGGCAGUAGCAGCAGCGUCUCCAGUCCCAGUCAAUGA
This is a messenger RNA of Lethenteron reissneri (Far Eastern brook lamprey), 1238 nucleotides long. RefSeq names its product LIM/homeobox protein Lhx8-like. Gene Ontology annotation, molecular function: RNA polymerase II transcription regulatory region sequence-specific DNA binding; DNA-binding transcription factor activity, RNA polymerase II-specific. Lineage: Eukaryota; Metazoa; Chordata; Hyperoartia; Petromyzontiformes; Petromyzontidae. Gene Ontology annotation, cellular component: nucleus. The record is from RefSeq and is a predicted model, not a curated record. Gene Ontology annotation, biological process: forebrain neuron development; neuron differentiation; regulation of transcription by RNA polymerase II.